GAAGGUAGUAUCCACCACUUAGACGUUGGCAAUGGCGAUGAAAAAAAUUUUGGUUGCUGGAAUUUUUGUUUCGGCCUUCUUGUUGCUGCUCCAGUGUGAAGAAGCUCAUGCAGCAGAAUUCGUUGUAGGGGACGACCAGGGAUGGGGUCCACAAACUAAUGUGUCUCGCUGGCUUGAGGGCAAGAGUUUCAAGGCUGGAGAUGUAUUGAUUUUCCGAUACACUUGUCCAUAUUGCUCAUUUGUCACUGUAAUAAGUGACUAUUAUUACCGGUUAUGCGACGCAUAUAGUGGUUUGAAGAAAUUUUACAAUUCAGGAAACGAUCGUGUAAUAUUAGAUUAUGGUGACAAUUUUUUUGUUCCUAGUUAUCAUGAGUACUGUGAAAAAUUGAAGUUCAAGGUUUUCGCUAACUGAGAGAUAUAUUAGCUUUCCCUCAAAUAAAAAAUCUGCUGA
This is a messenger RNA of Pyrus x bretschneideri (Chinese white pear), 451 nucleotides long. Its product is annotated as basic blue protein-like. Gene Ontology annotation, cellular component: plasma membrane. Gene Ontology annotation, molecular function: electron transfer activity. NCBI's taxonomy places the organism in Eukaryota, Viridiplantae, Streptophyta, Magnoliopsida, Rosales, Rosaceae. The coding region runs from base 32 to 412 and encodes 126 amino acids. The record is from RefSeq and is a predicted model, not a curated record. The transcript has 2 exons.